AUGGCGACAAAAAAGACAACAACUCCUUUUGUCAGGACACCCGCCCAACAAGAAGCCGACCGCCUCAAGCGCCUCGAACGCACCCAAAAGCGUCAACAGGAAUCGUCCACUUCUUCAUCAGCACCUACCACCACCUCCUCAGCAUCAGGAGGAGGACAUGACUUUCUGGACGGCUUCGAACAAAGCAUCGGACUCUUUGGCGAUUCUCAAGUCGCCAAUGGCGAGGCAGGACAGAUCUUUGAUUACCGACAGGGGGUCCUACAGCUACAUCUCGCCAAUGUCGCGGGAGGGGUGGUCAAGUUCAUGUCGCACUAUGUCUGGAAUGCGGCGUUGGUAAUGGCCGAGUAUGUUGAGGCUGGGGAUCUUGUUGAUGUUCGUGGCAAGCGAGUGAUUGAGUUUGGAGCAGGAGCAGCAUUGCCAGGACUCCUUUGCGUAAAGCGCGGCGCCAAGUUUGCAACACUCACCGACUACCCGGACCCAGCUAUCGUCCAAAACCUGGAACGCAAUUGGUUUGAGAACCUUGUCGAGUCUGAUCAGGACAAGAGCGCCAGGCGGAUAGCAGGAACCCCCUCGUUCGAUACAGAGACGUACAAGGAGAUUGUCACGCCGGCACCGUUUGUCAAGGGAUCAAGGCGAGACCAGGAGGAGCAACACGUGAGAUGUGCAGUCCGUGGACAUGCCUGGGGAGAAAGUGUCCAGGAUAUGCUGGACUGUCUAUCAUCUUCGACAGAGUCAUCGGAAACAGGGACUGGAGAAGUCACUGACAGCAAUGAGAAGAGGUACGACUGGAUUCUACUAGCAGAUACGCUCUGGGUGUCAGACGGACACGCCGAUCUACUCAAGUCCUGCCUUGCGGUGCUGAGAGAAGACGGACAGGGCAAGAUCCUCGUCUGUUGUGGACUCCAUACAGGGUACAACACUGUUCAACGAUUCUUGGCUCUAGCGACUUCUCCGUUGUUUGGACUCCAGUCGAGGCUGGUUGAGAUCCGGAGGGUGCCUCUCUGGGGCGAGACUAGGAGUCCUGAUGAGUUGCGGAAGGAGAGUGAGUUGUUGGAGGAAGAGGAUCUAGAGCAGUUUUCGGUCGAGGAUCGGAAUCGUACCGUCCUUGUCUACGAGCUCUGGCGUUGA
Molecule: messenger RNA, 1128 nt
Organism: Linnemannia hyalina
Lineage: Eukaryota; Fungi; Mortierellomycota; Mortierellomycetes; Mortierellales; Mortierellaceae
Source: the annotation of a GenBank genome assembly